GACUUUUGUUUGUUGCCGUUGUGCCAGCGAAUGUUUAGUAAAUUUUGUCACACUCGAAGAGUCACCACGCGCGCACCCUCUCAUAAAAAAUGGCCCAAACAAACAGUGGGUCGAAUGUGGUUUCCACCACCACCACCAUCACACCCGAACCCUCCACCAAACCGUGUAGAUUAACUUUGCAAGAGAAAACUCCGGAGUUGCCAAAAAAUGUCGGUCACCUUCUAAAAGAGCCUGUCGAAAUUGAUUGUCCUGCCUGUCAAAGACACAACACAACUCGCGUUGAAAAAGAUGCGGUCACCUUUUGGCAAAAAUUGGCAGCUCUUAUUAACUGUUGCUGUUGUUGUUGUAAAGAUGUAAUCAAAUGGGAGGGACGUUACGAUUAUAACCAUUACUGCUCUCAAUGUGGUUGUUACAUUGGUCGUUAUAUUACUCCAACUUGGUCUCAACGCCGCAUGAUGCGCCAACAACACCUGAAAUUGGAGGUCGAAAAAUUCUGUGACGAAAUCGGUCAAGACAUUAAGGAACACUUCGAAUCGAAAGAUGAACUUCCACCAGUACAAAGUGCACCACCAUCUUCAUCAACCACGCCAGCCAUUGGCCAGAAGUGAGAGUGUAGGUGAAAUGCUGCCACAGAACAUCAACAAGUUUCUGAAAUUUAUUCUAAAGACAUGCCUUUCAUAAUUUGUUUAUAUUAUUUGUGUGUAUAGUAGAAGUCAGAGUGUUGAUUCAUUAAAGAUGACUGUUUUCCCCCUAUACAUCACCAGCACGAGUAUAA
Messenger RNA from Stomoxys calcitrans (stable fly), 775 nucleotides. RefSeq lists its product as uncharacterized. NCBI's taxonomy places the organism in Eukaryota, Metazoa, Arthropoda, Insecta, Diptera, Muscidae. The record is from RefSeq and is a predicted model, not a curated record. Bases 90 to 608 code for a protein of 172 amino acids. The transcript is spliced from 2 exons.